This is a messenger RNA of Necator americanus (New World hookworm), 1800 nucleotides long. RefSeq lists its product as uncharacterized. The transcript is spliced from 5 exons. Bases 1 to 1800 code for a protein of 599 amino acids. NCBI's taxonomy places the organism in Eukaryota, Metazoa, Nematoda, Chromadorea, Rhabditida, Ancylostomatidae. The record is from RefSeq and is a predicted model, not a curated record.
AUGGAAAUCAAUACGGAGAGGUUCUACUCGAACCUUUUCCGUUCAUCAACUCCUGUGUCAAGCCCGAUCAUCCCCACUGGUGAAGCUCCACCACGGGUUCUCCCUUCGGAAGUACGAGUCGCUAUCAAGAGCAUGAAACCUGGCACAGCCCCCGGACCUGAUUUUAUAUCAGCAGACUUUCUUCGGGCUGGUGGCCAUCCGCUUCAUAUCAUCACGCGCAUAUCUAGGACGCUGGAUGAAGCCCAGCCUCAAGAACAAGCUGGAUUCCGCCAGGGGUUCAGCUGCUUUGAUCACAUCCAGACCGUGUCGAGGGUCAUAGAGGUUUGCCGGGAAUACCGUCUGCCUCUUGUUCUAAUCUUCGUCGACUAUGAGAAAGCCUUUGACAGCGUAGAAACGAAUGCAAUACUGUCAGCGCUGGUCGACCAAGGUGUGGACGCGUCGUAUGUGAGGACAUUAGCCAAUUGCUACGAACGAUGCACAACUAGGAUACAGCUUUUCCACCGCCCUCUCACCAUACCCAUUGGAAAGGGGGUACGACAAGGCGAUACUAUAUCGCCGAAGCUGUUCACGGCUGCAUUGCAAUGGAUAAUGAAAUCACUAUCCUGGGAAGAAAGGGGCAUACGUGUUGAUGGAAGAUUUCUCUCGAACCUCCGUUUCACGGACGACAUCGUUCUCUUUUCGAGCAGUACCAAUGAAGCAGAAACGAUGCUCAACGAAUUGAACGAAGCAGGGAAGAGAAUAGGACUACGAAUAAACAGAAAGAAGACACAGUUCAUGAAGAACGCCCACUGCGAGGACGGAGGAGUACAACUUGAAGGCUCCCAAAUCGUGGAAACUCCGUCAUACGUAUAUCUCAGACGUUCUAUGAACAUGGAAAACGACUUGAAGGAAGAACUGAAUAGAAGAAUGAGAGCAGCAUGGGCAGCAUUCGCAGCCGUCAGUGAAGCUACGGACCAAAUGACGGACCAAGAUCUUCGUGUCCAUCUGUUCAACUCGACAGUUCUUCCAGCGCUCUGUUACGCAGCGGAGACGUGGGCAGACACCGCUGCCACGUCUAGGAAGGGACGGGCCACGAUGUUACUCAACUACACUUUCUCUGUCGAGUACAUCAACACAAAGGAUUUCGGGCAAGGGGACGCUCUUUUACGUCUCGUCUCGUCACAAUCAUCUACAGUGGAGGAGACUACACAAAGCUCAUUCAUGCCAAAGCAGGACGAAAAUGCUUACAAGAAGUUUGGUCUAUUGGCCUACGAUGGUUUCCGACAUCGAAAAACUCGCCAAGAUCUGCCAAAGAUGUGCAUUCGUGGCAAAGGAUACGGUCCGACUACAGACGAUACUAUCUACUUAACGUGGAGGCCUACUCCAAGUGGUCGCAGUUCACAUCGUAUCAGUUCACUUCAUUCUGCCGUUCCCGAGGAAUCUUCCACAUUCGUACGCCGCCAUUCCAUCCACAAAGGAACGGACAAGGAGAACGCUUUGUGUAGACCUUCAAAAAAGGACUCGCCAGGUGAAGGAUGCCGACUGCAAACGGAACUCGAUCUAAUGUUACUGUCUAGAGAUCUCACAAACGGUGCACGAUAUGUCAAAAUGGAAUCUCAAUCCAAUCGUCGAAAUGGAGCACGACGCCGCAGCUUUAAGAUCAAUGACGCGAUUUUUGCCAAGGAUUAUCGAGUACGUAAACCUACUUGGACUCUGGACUUCAUCACACGCCACACAACCUACACUGUUCGCGCUGGAAACGAAGUAUGGACUCAGCACGCAAAACCAGUUGCGAUCCAGGACCGACACAACGGCGAAUAA